This is a messenger RNA of Pseudonaja textilis, 1095 nucleotides long. It is a transcript of the gene FOSL1, whose product is annotated as FOS like 1, AP-1 transcription factor subunit. Gene Ontology annotation, cellular component: nucleus. The record is from RefSeq and is a predicted model, not a curated record. Gene Ontology annotation, molecular function: RNA polymerase II cis-regulatory region sequence-specific DNA binding; DNA-binding transcription factor activity, RNA polymerase II-specific. Gene Ontology annotation, biological process: regulation of transcription by RNA polymerase II. Lineage: Eukaryota; Metazoa; Chordata; Lepidosauria; Squamata; Elapidae.
GUCGGCGGAGGGGCUGACAUGUUCAAGGGUUACGGAGGAGGAAGACCACCUCCGCCUCCUCCCGGAGCUCCGCGGCCAAGUUUACCCGCCUUGCCCUCCGCAGUCCGGCCGGGAUCUCAGCAGCAAAAAUUCCAGCCGGAUCCCACCGCCGGGAGCAGCGCCACCACCGCCCCUUUCGUGCCCAACCUCAACACAAUCGCCAGCAGCCACAACCUGCAGUGGAUGGUGCAGCCUUCGCUCAUGGGCGCCUCCUCGGGACUCCCUCCUCCAUUCCCCCGUCCUUACCGCUGCCCGCACUACGCAGCUGGCAUCCGUCCUGGCGUCAUUCGCACCACGGGCCCCGGCCUGGUGCCCCGGAGGCGCCACUCCGAGCACCUCACCCCGGAAGAGGAAGAGAGGCGGCGUUUACGGCGGGAACGGAACAAAAUGGCGGCUGCCAAAUGCCGCAAUCGGCGCAAAGAGCUGACCGACACGUUGCAAGCGGAGACGGACCAGUUGGAAGCCGAACAGUCGGGUCUCCGGAAAGAAAUCGCCGAAUUGCAAAAACAGAAAGACCGCCUGGAAUUAGUCCUGGAAGCCCACCGUCCCGUCUGCAAAAUCCUGGAAGAAUCCUCCGGCGAUGAGGACGGGAGCUGCCUCCGCCCCCGGCAGGCCUCCCCUCCCUCCCAACUCCCGCCGGACAAGCAGGAGUCCCCCCCGGGGCCCCCGCGUGGCUCUCGCCGGACGGCCCUGGUGCCCCCUACCAUCACCCUGCCCCCCAGCGGCCUGCUGGAGCCCGAAUCCCUGCAUACCCCUACUCUGAUGUCCACCCCGUCUUUCACCCCCUUCACCCCCAGCCUGGUCUUCACCUACCCGGCCCCGGGGGACCCCGACGGGCCCUCGGUCUCCGGCUUUCCGGCCGAGGCCUGCUCCUCUGCCCACCGAAGGAGCAGCAGCGGGGACCACUCCUCCGAUUCCCUCAACUCUCCAACCUUGCUGGCCCUUUGAGGAAACAAGCUCGGUUUGGGCUUGUCUCGAACCUUGUCCUUGGUUUUGGGGGGGGGGAGGGGGGGUAUUUUGGCUAUAAUUCCCCUUUGGCUUCACUUUUGUGACCGA